Messenger RNA from Mucor mucedo, 1090 nucleotides. RefSeq names its product porphobilinogen deaminase. Gene Ontology annotation, molecular function: hydroxymethylbilane synthase activity. The coding region runs from base 51 to 1052 and encodes 333 amino acids. Lineage: Eukaryota; Fungi; Mucoromycota; Mucoromycetes; Mucorales; Mucoraceae. Gene Ontology annotation, biological process: heme biosynthetic process. The transcript is spliced from 3 exons. Gene Ontology annotation, cellular component: cytoplasm. The record is from RefSeq and is a predicted model, not a curated record.
CUUGUACAAUACUCUUACAUUAAACAUAUUUACACGCUGAGGCAAAUCUAAUGGUCACUACUUCAGCAGGAAAGAAGACAUACGUUAUUGGGUCCCGUAAAUCACAGUUAGCCCUAGUGCAAACUUACAUUGUUCGUGACACUCUUCAGGCUAUCUAUCCUCAAUUCGAGUUCAAAAUUGAGACCAUGUCCACAACGGGUGACAUUAUCUUGAAUCAAGCUCUUAGUAAGAUUGGUGAGAAGGCCCUAUUUACAAAGGAAUUAGAAACUGCUUUGGAAAAUAAAACUGUUGACUUUGUCGUACAUAGUCUCAAGGAUUUACCCACAGUAUUACCAGAGGGUAUGUUAUUAGGUGCGAUCAUGAAACGUGAAGACCCAAACGAUGCCCUCGUUUUAAGCGAAAAGAAUAGAGGUUUGACCCUUGCUACGUUACCCAAGGGUGCUGUUAUUGGUACAAGCUCUUUACGAAGAGUCGCACAAUUAAAAAGAAAUUAUCCUCAUUUAACUUUUAUUGAUGUGAGAGGCAAUUUAAAUACACGAUUAGCUAAAUUGGAUAUUGAGGAUAGCUCUUACGAUGGUAUUGUAUUGGCUGUUGCUGGGCUUGUUCGUAUCGACCAAGGCCAUCGCAUUUCACAAGUUUUGACUGCAUCAGAUUCUCUUCAUGCUGUGUCUCAAGGUGCACUGGGUGUAGAAUGUCGCCAAAACGAUGAAGAAGUUAAAGAAUUAUUGGAGUCCUUAAAUCAUGAUGAUACCCGUAUCACUUGUUUGAGUGAGCGUGCUCUCAUGCGUAGACUUGAAGGUGGAUGUAGUGUACCUAUAGGUGUAAAUACAAAAUUAGACAAAGAAGCCAAUACUCUUUGGAUGCAUGGUUUGGUCUCCAGUCUUGAUGGUCAAAAUGUUGUUGAAUACAAAGAUAAAAUUAGUCUUAAGGACGCUGAUACCAGAGAAAAGAGAGAGAAAUUAGCUGAAAAAUUAGGAUCCGAUGUUGCUAACGACCUUUGUGAAAAAGGUGCUGAUAAAAUUUUGGCUGAAUUGUCUCACCGAUCUCAUUAAAUAAACUACAAAUAAAAUAAAUCGAUUUUGCUUAAUUU